Molecule: messenger RNA, 456 nt
Organism: Chenopodium quinoa (quinoa)
Lineage: Eukaryota; Viridiplantae; Streptophyta; Magnoliopsida; Caryophyllales; Amaranthaceae
Exons: 1
Coding region: 1-456 (151 amino acids)
Source: RefSeq, a predicted model, not a curated record
AUGACUAAGGACAGUGACCAUCCACCACUGCCACCUCCACCUCCUCCAUCGACGGAGUUUCACCCGGCUCUCUCUGUCAAUAACAUCAAGGACGCAAUUCCUUUGAUUCUUGAUCGGGAAAAGGUACAAUAUUCUAAUUGGGAGGAAUUGUUUGAAGUUCUUGAUCAUGUCGAUCCGAACGCCCCAAGACCGUCUGAUAUUUCUGAAUCCCUAUGGCUGAGUCUUGACUCCACUGUUAAACAAUGGAUAUAUGGCACUAUUUCAGUUGAUCUCUUGGAAACCGUCUUAUGUCGUGGAGACUCUGCUCAAAAAAUUUGGAAUAAGUUGAAAGACCUAUUCCAAGAUAACAAGAACACGAGAGCUGUUUACCUUGAAAACCAAUUCAAUUCCCUUCACUUGUCUAAUUUUUUGGACGUUUCUUCCUACUGUCAACAGCUAAAGAACUUGAAGGAUUAA